Messenger RNA from Coregonus clupeaformis (lake whitefish), 1326 nucleotides. RefSeq names its product regulating synaptic membrane exocytosis protein 3-like. Gene Ontology annotation, cellular component: presynaptic membrane; cytoskeleton of presynaptic active zone. Bases 260 to 1249 code for a protein of 329 amino acids. Gene Ontology annotation, molecular function: small GTPase binding; transmembrane transporter binding. Gene Ontology annotation, biological process: calcium ion-regulated exocytosis of neurotransmitter; regulation of synaptic plasticity; positive regulation of synaptic transmission. The transcript is spliced from 7 exons. The record is from RefSeq and is a predicted model, not a curated record. NCBI's taxonomy places the organism in Eukaryota, Metazoa, Chordata, Actinopteri, Salmoniformes, Salmonidae.
UCCACCCCUCUCUCUCUCUCUCCCUCCGGUUGCUCCCGCUGCGCCUUGUGGGUUCAGAGACACCAGCAAACCGAGAACCGUUGACGAGCAUCGUUAUCCUCGCGCACCAGCAACAAACCCAAAUAGAACCCAAAAGAUGACAUUCUUAACGGUACAGCAGAAACGAACCGUUAUUUGACAACUUCUGACAACCGAUUCUGUCCAUUAGACGCUCCUAGCUGUAAACGCCCCUCGUCUGUCCCCCUCCUGCCCAGUAGCCAUGAUGCUUAGCAGCUCUGUCGAGGUGCCCAGUCCCGGCCACGGCGGCAUGUCCGGUCUCUCUGCGAUGAGGGCGGCAACGGCGGGGAACGUUGUCCGGUCCUCCAGUAUCUCGGGAGCCAUGUACAGCCUGGAGAAGAGCCCCGGGAGCGGCGGCGGGCCGGGAGAGGUGGGAACGCUGGCCGCGAACAAGAAGAGACGAUCCAGCCUUGGAGCAAAGAUGGUGGCCAUCGUGGGGCUGUCGCAGUGGAGCAAGAGCACCCUGCAGCUCAACCAGCAAGAAGAACGAGCGAAGAAGCUGCGCAGUACGAUCCGGCGGAGCACGGAGACGGGCAUCGCUGUGGAGAUGAGGAACCGAGUCACGCGACAGGGCAGCAAGGAGUCCACCGACGGCAGCACCAACUCCAACAGCUCCGACGGAACGUUUAUCUUCCCCCCUACUCGUAUGGGUCCAGAGAGCCAGUUUAGUGAUUUCCUGGAUGGACUAGGCCCCGCCCAGAUCGUAGGCCGACAGACACUAGCCACACCCUCCAUGGGUGACAUCCAUGUGGGUAUGGUGGACAGAGGCCAGCUAGAGGUGGAGGUCAACCGGGCCAGAGGACUGACCCCUAAACCAGGGUCAAAGAACAUCCCAGCGACCUACGUAAAGGUGUAUGUGUUGGAGAACGGGGCGUGUCUGGCAAAGAAGAAGACCAGAGUGGUGAAGAAGACUCUAGACCCCACCUACCAACAGGCCUUGCUGUUUGAAGAGAGUCCUCAGGCCAAAGUCCUACAGGUGAUUGUGUGGGGCGACUAUGGGCGGAUGGACCACAAGUGCUUCAUGGGCAUGGCACAGAUCAUGCUGGAUGACUUGGACCUUGGUGCCAUGGUGAGUGGAUGGUACAAGCUGUUCCCCACCUCGUCUCUGGCUGACCCCAGCAUCGGACCCCUCACACGGCGACUGUCCCAGUCCUCACUGGAGAGCUGUGCCACCAGCCCCUCCUGUACCUAGUCAGAGAGAACUAUAUAGCUACAGUACACACACACACACACACGCACACGCACACACACACGCACACACAAGAAGGG